AUGAGUAUACUGUCGCUUUUUCACAUUUGUUCCCCUUUUCUAAGAGCUAACUGCUUGGAAAAAAAAGAAUUUUAUGAAAAUUUCAUAUGCUCCGUCUGCUUAGAUUUAUGCGAUACCCCAGUAGCAACUCAGUGUAAUCACAUAUGUUGCUAUAAAUGUAUGUAUUAUUCUCUCCUACAUAAAAGAAAUUGCCCAAUAUGCAAACGAAUAAUUAAAAAUAAUGAACUAAAAAAAAUAACAGGUAAGAGAAAAGCAGAUUAUGAAAAUAUACGAAUAAGAUGCUACUUAUGUAAUGAAAUAAUUAAAAUAAAAAAUCAUAAAAAUCAUUUAAAGGAAUGCCUAUACAAAAGAUGUAAGAAUUAUAUAUUAGGAUGUGAAUAUUAUGAUAAAAGAAAUAAAAUAAAACAUCAUGAAGAAUCUUGUGAGCAUCGAUUGAUAAGUUGUUCAAGUUGUUCUAAUUUAUUUUAUUUUAAAAAUAGGAUUUUUAUGUUAUCUUCGAAAGAGAAAUAUGAAAUGAAUAUACGCUGCUCUUAUACUUACUAUUCUUUUUAUUACAAUUUAUUAAUGAAUACUAACUUUAAUUUUUUUAAUUAUAAUCAUACUACUAAUAGUACAUUUCAGUGUAGUAAUUAUAUAUCUAGAAAGAUAAAUAUAUUAAAAACUGUUCAAUAUUCCCUAGAUCAUAUUUUUUAUAAAGUAACUGAUGAACAUAAUAAUGCAAUUCCAUGUAAUAAAAAUGUUAGUAAUCCAUAUGUUAAAUAUUUUUCGUGCAAUAAUAAUAAUAGUAGUACUUAUAGAAGUAAGAAAACAGAGGAUAGUAAAAAUAGCAUUCAUGCAAUUAAUAAUAAUUUGGUAACUGCUACAUCAGAAAUAAAGACGUUAAAUAGGGAUUUUGCGGUAAAUAGGCCCCCCAUGAACUUAUUAACUGAUAACAAUUUGAAUACAGGGUGUACUGAAAGUGGCAUUGAUGGAAAUGUUCUCGUUAAAAUAGACAAAACGAGUAAAACAAAUGAGGCAAAUGAAUAUAUUCAGUUGAAUGAGUUAUCUCAACAUAAUGAAGAAUCUUAUAAUGGAGGAAGAGAACAUCCAUUUAACAAAAACAUAAGUGAUUACGAAGAUUAUAGCGAACAAGAUGAUUCUAUUGGAGAAGAAUUCUUAAAUAUUCUCCCAUUAAGAAAAAAUUUUAAUUUUAAAGAAAAGAAUAAUAGGGAUAUUAUGGUAAUAAUAGAAGAGUUGUUUCAAUUUGAUGAAAUUGAUAUGAGUAAUAUUUACGUAGAUAAUAAAGAAUACUUUUUAUGUAACAAAAACUGUUUUAACAAUACAAUUAAAAAGCUUAGACAGGAAUUGGAACGAGCUUUAGUACUCCUAUACUUCAGUUGCUGUGUGGGCAUGCCUGCUAUGUUUACACUUGGUUGUAUUAGCUAUGUUAUGACAAAAGGAUUAUUUAAAUUCUCCUUUUUAAUAACGAAUGCGUUUAUAAGUUUAUCUCACAAAUUUUUUUUCAAAAUGUUUUAUAAUUAG
Molecule: messenger RNA, 1521 nt
Organism: Plasmodium malariae
Lineage: Eukaryota; Apicomplexa; Aconoidasida; Haemosporida; Plasmodiidae
Product: zinc finger protein, putative
Exons: 4
Coding region: 1-1521 (506 amino acids)
Biological process (GO): double-strand break repair
Cellular component (GO): nucleus; site of double-strand break
Molecular function (GO): ubiquitin-protein transferase activity; nucleosome binding
Source: RefSeq, a predicted model, not a curated record